AUGUCAGCGAUGCCUACUGUUCACCAAUUGCCAUCUUUCACGGACACCGCCUCAUAUUUGGCAAACAGCCGAUUUCAAUGUAUUUGGUAUUUACCUCACAAAAAGAGAUCCUGUUUGGUUAAGAUCACGCCAAAAGAUAACCAAAGAGCGCUUCAGCGGGUGAAAGGUGUUUGGGAAUCAUGCCUCGCGGCGACAUCAACGCUUCAAGACUUGGCGGCAAUUGCUGAGGAUUGUUGCUGCGCUCGCCACCACCGUAAUAAAAUAUGGGGAAGCGGUCUAGCACAUGAAUUGGCCAAUCGAUGGCAAAAUGAGAUACGAAACGCCUCAGGUCUUACGACUCACGGAAGAAACCUAAGCGUGAAGACGGAGGACUCGAAAACGUCAGUUCACAUCGCGUUCGUCAAACAUCAGGUUCUAGAAGAGGAAACAUUGCUCUCAAAACUGCAAUCAGUUGUUGAUACUCGGGCAAGAAAAACUGGAUCUUUGUAUUUUUACACCCAUGCAGACGAUGCCUUCGAUGGCAUGAUCAAGAUAGGGUACACCAGCCGGGAGAUAGAAACUCGACUGCUUGAAUGGAAUGAAUGUGGCAAUGGUCAUCCAAAACUCCUCGACUCUCUUUCCGGCGUGCGACAUCCAGAACGUGUCGAGCUGUUAACACACUUCGAGCUCGUGGGAUGCUGGUAUGCACAGAGAUGGUGCGAGCAUCAUCGCAAAGCCCAUAUUGAGUGGUUUAAAGUCGACUUGGAAAGAGUGCGAACAGUUGCACGUCUCUGGUGCCGCUGGAUGCAGGAUGCCAACCCAUAUGACAGACGCGGCUGUCUCAAAGAUCAUUGGGCGGGACAUAUCAAGUUCUUGGUACAGCAUGACAAUCCAAUCACAGCCAAAGCGAUGGUGCAAAUUCAGAAAAUAGAAGAAGGAUCAGACGAGGUGUAUAAGUUCAUCGACGACAAGAUGCUGCGGAAGAAACAAGACGCUGUCGUGAAGGAGGAAGCCGAAGAAGAAUGA
Messenger RNA from Fusarium proliferatum ET1, 1005 nucleotides. RefSeq lists its product as uncharacterized. The record is from RefSeq and is a predicted model, not a curated record. Lineage: Eukaryota; Fungi; Ascomycota; Sordariomycetes; Hypocreales; Nectriaceae. The transcript has a single exon. Bases 1 to 1005 code for a protein of 334 amino acids.